UAAACAAACAGCAAUUGAUUGACAGCUUGCGUGAAAGAUGAGCCAGCAACCUGGGCAGGGCACCUUUAUGAAACUCAACAUUUUAAAAACCGUUAAUUUACAGAUUUAGCAUAUGCCAGAUUAUUUUCCAAUCCACCUUCCCUUUUAACGAUACCAAAAAUAGCGUUCUGGAGUCCAAGAUCUCAUUCAUUGUCCUUUCCUUCCCUUCCCUUGGCCCAAUUGAGAAAUGAAUUCCAACUUCAAUUUCGAUUUCGAUCUCGGCAUCGGAUCCAACCGUCCCAAAUCUCUUAACGACCAGAAAAACCCCAAACCAACUUCCUCCUAUUCCUCUGCCCAACCCGCAUGGACCCACCGACCCGCCCCCACUCAGACCACCGCCUUGCCCGGUGGGCCCCCCUCCAUGGUCGGAGACAUCUUCGGCAAGAGUUGGGGAACCCCUCAACCUUCUUCCGCUUCCAAAAACAUCGGGAUCGUUAAUAAGAACCCUAACCUUUUCGGAGAUUUGGUAAGUUCUGCUCUGGGCCUGGGUUCCAAGACCAACGUUCCUCUCAAAAAUGCUCCCGCGCCCAAUAAAACAACAACCUUCUCAAUGGGAAACAUGGCUGAUUCUUUGCCCAAAACAGGCUCCACGCCACAGAGCAGUGCUAGUUGGGCAUCAUCCUCUGGGGGUUUUAAUGUCAAUGCCAAUAAAACCACUCCCAAUCUUGGGGGUCCUUCAUUGCGAAACAUGGGCUCUGGAAUCGGAACCAAUUCUAAUACUAACAAGGAUCCCUUCAGUUCUCUGUCUGGUAUUGGAUCCAAGCAAUCUUCUACUCUUAACUCAGCUGCUAAAGGACCAAAGGUUGAUUUGGGGGACGAUGGUUUUGGAGAUUUUCAAAAUGCUUCCAAACCCAGCUCCGCUGCGUUCCCAUCCACUGCUUCUCCUGGAAUUGAUAUCAAUUUUACUAGAUCUACUGCUGCUGCUGCUUCCAAUCAGGGAUCAGGUGGUGGUGGUGAUCCAAUGGACAUGUUUUUCACGACGAUUUCUUCCUCGGCCUCAGGUGAAGGUGCUGCUGCGGCCUCUGAUGGAUUUGGAGGACAGGACAAUUGGGGUUUGGAUUCGGAGUUUGGUGGGGGAGGCCAAGAUGUGGGUGGCACCACUACUGAGCUUGAGGGGCUGCCUCCUCCUCCUGCUGGGGUCUCAGGCUCCACUGCCAAAGGCAAGGGGAUGGACAGUUACAAGCAGGGACAGUUUGCCGAUGCUAUUAAGUGGCUUUCGUGGGCUGUCGUCCUUCUAGAGAAAGCUGGGGAUAGUGCCACCACUGGGGAGGUUUUGUCGUCCAGGGCUUCCUGUUACAAAGAAGUUGGGGAGUAUAAAAAGGCAGUGGCAGAUUGUACAAAGGUUCUUGAAAAUGAUGAAACCAAUGUAUCUGUCCUGGUACAGCGUGCUCUGUUGUAUGAGAGUAUGGAAAAGUACAGACUUGGUGCUGAAGACCUUAGGACCGUGCUGAAGAUUGAUCCUGGUAAUAGGAUUGCUAGAGGCACCGUUCACCGGUUGGCUAAGAUGGCUGAUUAGGAAUUCUUUUGUCCUUUUCUCUUUUUCCUUUGAUUAUCAUGCCAUAUAGGUUUUUACAUCACCAACAACCCCCAUUUCCUUUGGCCUUAUAGUUAGGGGGUGAUAGGUAAGGACUGCUUUUUGAAUGCUGUCACCCUUCAUAUGAUAUGUGAUGUAUGGUUUAUUUCAUUCUGGCUAUGUCUUGAAAUUAAAAUUCUCAUUGCCAUCACCCAAAUUUGCCCUUAAUAGAAUUGCCAUAUUCUUUUUCUAUUUGUUAUCUCGUGUUUGGAUUGUUUGCAUAUUAAGAAAGACAUUUGUUAUUUCCUAAAAUUAUGAAUAGAGAAUGCGUUCCGGUUACACUUA
This is a messenger RNA of Glycine soja, 1897 nucleotides long. RefSeq names its product trophinin-like. The record is from RefSeq and is a predicted model, not a curated record. The coding region runs from base 227 to 1555 and encodes 442 amino acids. Gene Ontology annotation, molecular function: protein binding. The transcript is spliced from 2 exons. Lineage: Eukaryota; Viridiplantae; Streptophyta; Magnoliopsida; Fabales; Fabaceae.